AUUCGUGGGGGUCGACAAAGUUUGUAUGUUCUCGAUCGUUCUGUGCACCGUGUUGCUCGGUUGUGCUUGUGGUAUUGUUUCCGACGCGAUCGACGACGACUGAACAAAUUCGUCAUGAAAAAUGCUAAUUGUUAUGAACUUAGCACAAGAUUUCAACUCGUCGAAAAUCUACGCGUUCUUAAGUUGAUAAUGAAUGCAUCGAUUGCAUUCAGUGUGUGGUUACCGUGGCCAUGUUCUAUGAUAAUACUAUCGUUCCUCUAUUUCCUACCGACUACUCGAGCAGGCCAAAUUGUUUACGCUUCUUUCGAGCUGACCUUGUCAUUGUCCAUCGCAGGAUUAUUCGUAUUUUCUGUGGUAGCUCUUGGCGCGACGCCAAAAGCGUUCAAUGCUUUGAGCUGCAUAAAAAUGGUGCUUCGAACCUAA
Messenger RNA from Ostertagia ostertagi, 423 nucleotides. The record is from the annotation of a GenBank genome assembly. Lineage: Eukaryota; Metazoa; Nematoda; Chromadorea; Rhabditida; Trichostrongylidae.